AUGAAUUUUCUAAAGCCAAAAAGUAAUGACCAUAAUAUUUUAUUGGUAGGAAAAACUGGUUCCGGUUUUGGUGAUACAAGAGGUGUCAUGCAGGAUGAUGACAACAUUACCAACAUCCUUGAGACCGUCAUUCCACAGGCUAAUCUUUCCAGUGUUGUCUUGGUAAUCAAUGGUUCCGAUGCUCGUUUGACCGAAGAUUUGAAAUAUGUCAUCAGUUGUCUCCGAAGUAACCUGCCGGAUGACCUCUUUGAGAAUACAUUGGUCGUAUUUACCAACUGUGUAGAGCCAAACUUCUCCAUAGAGUCACUGGAGAUCCCAGGUGUUGAGAAAGAAGGAAGAAACUUUACCAUGCAAAACUCUGCUUUUGGACAAGAAUAUAACAAAAUUGCAGCCAGAGCUCAAAAGCAGAGAGUAACAGAUUGGAACAAUUCAAUGGAGACUGUCGAUGAAAUCAUUGAAGUGAUCUCCCAUUUCCAUCCGAAAUCAACCAAAUCGUUCUCGGAGAUUGCCAGUGCUCGUGAAACCAUUGCCCAAGUCCUACAUGAAAUCAUCAACUAUAUCAUCGAUAGUCUGAAAGUAAAGAAAGUUCUGGAUAGAAACAGAGGAUCAGUCGAGAACCAAGGUAGUCAACUCAUCAAAAGAAUGGAGUUCGAGCCAACCGAAGAUCCAAAUCUAAUUUGUAUGCUCUGUAAUAAGGUGUGCAACUAUGGUUGUAAGUUGAAUACCACUUAUAAUCGUUUAUGCUCUUCGAUCACCUUGCUGGGCAAGUGUAAGAAGUGUGGAUGUAAAGCAAAGAACCAUUACCAUUUGAGAAAGAAGUUGGUGGAAAAGGAGAGAACACUCGCCUAUUUGCUUGAAGAGAUGAAACAGAAAGAUACCUCUGUCGUGGUGGCAUCGACAAAGAAGAAGGUUAUCACACUCAAUGGUGAGAUCGACGGGCUGUCAGCAUACCAGAAUUCCAAAGACGAAUUGGCAACCACUGCUGACCAAGUAGAAAAGAUCUCGAACAACAUUGAACAAAAAGUCGAUAGUCUCAGAGUUGCCGUCAUCAAAGUAAAAGGUGUCUGCUCUGGUUACAACUUGAAUGAAAUCGACAAGCGUCUCAAACAAAUCGAAGAGAAGUCCAAGGAAACCAUUACCAACGAAAACAUCCGUGAGGAUUUCGAAAAGAAAGUCAAGCAAUUGAAAGACAAGAUCGUUGAAAUCAAAGAACUUUACAAAAAACCUAUUGGCGAAAAAAAGGAAUAA
Molecule: messenger RNA, 1248 nt
Organism: Heterostelium album PN500
Lineage: Eukaryota; Evosea; Eumycetozoa; Acytosteliales; Acytosteliaceae
Gene: DD8-14
Exons: 2
Coding region: 1-1248 (415 amino acids)
Source: RefSeq, a predicted model, not a curated record